Molecule: messenger RNA, 2181 nt
Organism: Fusarium keratoplasticum
Lineage: Eukaryota; Fungi; Ascomycota; Sordariomycetes; Hypocreales; Nectriaceae
Exons: 1
Coding region: 1-2181 (726 amino acids)
Biological process (GO): DNA-templated transcription
Cellular component (GO): nucleus
Molecular function (GO): zinc ion binding; DNA-binding transcription factor activity, RNA polymerase II-specific; DNA binding
Source: RefSeq, a predicted model, not a curated record
AUGGAAAUCAUCACGCCCCAGGACUAUCAGAACAACGCCCGGAAGCGACAGCGCCGGAGCCUGCGGCCCUGCGACGCUUGUCGGAAGCGCAAGACUCGCUGCGUCACAAAGGACGGUGACGGCGACUGCGUCCACUGCCAGCUGAGGGCGACGCCCUGUACCUUCCAGCACGACCCCCCGGAGCGACAGAUCACCAGCGCCAGCGGGAGCAGCAUCCAGGGGAGCAGCGCCGGUCCUCACAGCGGGGACGAGCCCGGCCCGGUUGAUGAGCAGCAGCUCCCACAAAGCCAGCAGCUGCCGAGUCACCCGGCCGGCCACCACCAGGUGGUCCGCAAGGAGUCUCGGGAUGAUGCCGUGUCCGUCCAGUCGGUCCCGUCGUUCCUGUCUCCCGCCGAGACGCGAGCAUCGGCCGACAGCGCCCACCCCCUCGCCCCGGCCUCGGUCAUGGCCCCCGAGCUUGUCGAGUUGGGGCCUCUAGAUCGUACCAUGGGGUGCUCAUCCACGCGCUUCGCUGAGCUGUACGGUCUGGGGAGCGACAUGGAACCUAUACUGAUGCGUCACCGCCCUUACGACCAUAGGACUCACGAGUUUAGCCUCGAGACACAUGCUAUACGUCGUGUGCUGGAGAGGGAUGACAGCCAGGAGUAUCCCCUGACCUUUCACAUAGCCCGCGACGAAAAGGCCAUCGAGGGUGACCCGACCUUUUCCCAGGUUGACGCAAUAGAGGCUUGCGUACGUCCUCAUGGCCCCAGCCUCGUAGAGCUGUUCUGGCGGCAUGUGCAACCAUGCUAUCCCAUCCUAUCCAAGGAUCCCUUCACCCUGGCAUACUGCCAGUCUUAUCGGCGCAUCCCUGCAGCCCUCCUCGGGGCUGUCUAUCUUUCCGCCAUCCGCUGGUGGACCUACGACCCGGAGCUCUCCAUCCGGACGCCCCCGGACGCCGCCCUUCUCCGACGGAUGCUGCGGACUGCCAUCCCGGCCUCGUAUCAUCGCCCCAAGCUCAGCUCCAUCCAGGCUGCCUUGCUGCUCCUCCAGUGCCAGCCGGAAGACCCCCUCAACCCUGACCACACCUUCCAAUGGGGUCUUACAUGCCAGGCCCUUGCCAUCGGCCAGUGUCUGGGACUUCACCUCGACGCCAGCAACUGGACGAUUCCUCAGUGGGAGCGCAACGUCCGCAAGCGUCUAAGUUGGGCGCUAUUCAUGCAAGAUCGCUGGACUGCUCUAGCUUACGGGCGUCCUGUGCACAUUCACGACGAUGACUGGACAGUCGGUGAUCUCACGACUGCCGACUUUUCAGAUUUUGAGAGUGAAGGCCAGUCAACGUCGUCGAGUUCCGGCUCUGACGAUGACCGAAGAUCUAUUGCUUCCACGGGGAAGACGCAGUAUAUACAGAUGGUGCGGUUGACGCAGAUCCUCUCAGUCGUCUACUCCAAUUUCUACACUGCCAGAACAUGUCGAGAGCAGGACACCUUUAUCCUCUUUGAAAAGGCCCGGCCGCUCUUUGAGAUGCUGACGAGCUGGUACCACAGCAUCCCGCCUUCGCUGCAGAUGAAUGUUAUCUACCAGCGCAAGCUGUGCUUUCAUGGUUAUCUUCACUUCUCCUACUAUGGAGUUGUGAUGACUCUCCUCCGCCGCCUAAUUCGAUCUACUGCGUUACCUCCACGCUGCACCGACGAUCGAGUCCUCUCAGAUAUUCGUCAGAUAGCUCUCCAGACUGCUCAAAACGCCAUCAGUUUCGUCACAAGCCUAAGACCCGAUCAUCUCGAGGCCUUUUGGUACUUCACAUCGCCCUACCUCUUCUCACUCCUGGGCUCCUUUACCACUCUCCUCCUCGUCACCUCUCUAUCAUCCCAGGAGCGUCACUUUUGGCAAGAAACCCUCAACUCGUACCUCUGGAAUCUCCGAAUGAUGAGCAAGAGCCAUGAGCCAAUGCAGUACGCCGUAAAUCGUCUCGAGGGCGCCAUCCUGCGAGGUUUGGAGCACGCCCUCGCUGUCAACCUCAACGAGCCCCUCAACGACAAGGUCAGCCCCAUGAUGGGCAACUACGCCCCAGAUAUAUACGAAUUUACCGACUUUGGCGACUGGGAUCUGGCCGCGGGUGGUAACGGAGCAUACGAUCUCCUUAGCGGCCUGGUGAUGCAGCCGAACCCGAACCCUAUGAUGCCGCGGGAGGACCUGAGAUGA